UUAUUUAGUCAUUUAGCUAUUUCACAAAUUUCAUAAAUUUUGCAAUCAAACAAAUACGAUGGCUUUGCGUUUAUUAAGAGCGCCAUGGAACAUACGGGCGAUUACACAGCGAUUACAAUCCUCACAAGCAGCGAAUCAAGCCAUUUUACUGAAUGUGCCACCGACAGAGAUCUCCGCCAUUAAAAAUGGUUUGAGAGUGGCGACAGAAAACAGUGGCGGUUCAACGGCAACCAUUGGGCUUUGGAUUGAUGCCGGAUCUCGAUAUGAAGAGCCACGCAACAAUGGUGUUGCCCAUUUUUUGGAGCACAUGGCAUUCAAAGGCACCGCACGACGUUCACAAACCGAUCUCGAAUUGGAAAUUGAAAAUCUCGGCGCGCAUUUGAAUGCGUACACGUCUCGCGAACAAACGGUCUACUAUGCAAAGUGUUUGUCAAAGGAUAUUCCACGUUUGGUCGACAUCCUCUCAGACAUUAUUCAAAAUUCCAAACUAAGCGAAUCGGAUAUUGAGCGUGAGCGUGGCGUUAUUUUGCGCGAAAUGCAAGAGGUGGAAAGUAAUUUACAAGAAGUUGUAUUUGAUCAUUUGCAUGCGACCGCAUAUCAAGAGACGCCAUUGGGACAAACGAUCCUUGGACCAACGGAAAAUAUUAAAUCGAUUGGCAAAAGUGAUUUGCGCACCUACAUUGAUACACACUACAAAUCAUCACGUAUUGUGCUGGCUGGAGCCGGUGGAAUCACUCACGAUGAUUUGGUUGGAAUGGCUGACAAAUAUCUUGGGCGAUUGUGUAACGGAGAUAUGCCGAAUUUAUCACCAUGCCAUUUUACCGGUUCCGAGAUUCGUGUGCGAGACGAUUCUUUGCCGUUGGCACAUUUUGCCAUUGCCGUUGAAGGUUCGGGUUGGACAAAUCAGGAUCAUGUUCCUCUAAUGGUAGCAAACACUCUGAUCGGAUCAUGGGAUCGAUCACAAGGUGGAGGUGUGAACAAUUCAUCAAACUUGGCCAGUUUAUGCGCUGAACAUGGCCUUUGCCACAGUUACCAAUCGUUCAACACUUGCUACAAAGACACAGGACUGUGGGGGAUCUAUGUGGUUUGUGAACCAUCAACUUGUGGAGAUAUCGUAUUCAAUGCAUUGAACGAGCUGAUGCGACUAUGUAGUAACGUUUCAGAAGCCGAAGUGGAUCGUGCUAAGAAUUUACUCAAAACAAAUAUGUUGCUUCAACUUGAUGGCACCACUCCGAUUUGUGAGGACAUCGGACGACAGAUUCUUUGCUAUGGCCGACGCAUUCCAUUGCACGAACUUGAAGCCAGAAUUAACAAUGUAACAGCGAAAAAUGUUCGAGAUGUGUGCACCAAAUAUUUUGUAAAUCGUAGUCCGGCUGUUGCUGCUGUUGGUCCGAUCGAAGGUCUUCCACAAUACGAGGAGAUUCGCCGCAAAAUGUGUGCUUAAGUUUAUUUGUUGUGAUGUUUGUAAAUAUAACCAUUGAAAUAUUAAAUCUAAAGUUUUAAAUAUUACCAAAAAUGGUCAUCGAAUUUGUCGUUUAAAACUCAUGAACUUGUUGUUCAUAGUACUCGUUAGCUCAAUUGGAAAUGGUGUGAAUAAUUAUUCACGCUUCGAAAUUAACAGCGAUUUGAUUAGAAAAAUCGAACGUCAAGUUCGGUUUUUUGUCGAUUUAUAUAAGGGCAAAUCUUCUACAUGUUGGAAACUGAUUGGAUGCUAGAUUAAAAAAAAUAGUAGAAUUGCGUACAUUCAAAUGGAAUAUUUCACCCAAAAAUGGCAUGUUUACUUUUUGUAUUUAAAUAAAAGGUGUAAAUACUUUUGGAAGCACUUUAUUUCCAAUAAAAUAUUCGAUAUUGAUGAUGGACCAAAGAAUGUAGAA
This is a messenger RNA of Sitodiplosis mosellana (orange wheat blossom midge), 1874 nucleotides long. RefSeq names its product mitochondrial-processing peptidase subunit beta (gene UQCR-C1). The transcript has 5 exons. The record is from RefSeq and is a predicted model, not a curated record. The coding region runs from base 59 to 1444 and encodes 461 amino acids. Gene Ontology annotation, cellular component: mitochondrion. NCBI's taxonomy places the organism in Eukaryota, Metazoa, Arthropoda, Insecta, Diptera, Cecidomyiidae. Gene Ontology annotation, molecular function: metal ion binding; metalloendopeptidase activity.